AUGGCACCGCAUUCUCUUCAACCAUAUAGAAGUGUCACGCCCGAUGUGAAGCCCUCUAUUACGGACUUGGAACGCCCAAUGUCAGGUAAGCCGUCGGCUUCGCUCCAAUAUAUGUCAACGGAACCUAAUAUGACUAUAGCUUCAUCCCAACAUCCGAUGCCUACAACGGAGUCCUUUUCCGAGCCUUGCUACUCAGAGCAUCUCAAUAUCCUUGCACAGAGCAUGACAGCUCUCGUCAAGAAGAUUCAGGAUCUCCGUCACAUUGGCAUUGAGGAUUCUCAUAUCAUCUUGCCGAAGAUCUGUGUGAUUGGUGAUCAGAGCACCGGAAAGAGUUCGCUCAUUGAGGGAAUGAGUGAAAUCAAGGUUCCAAGGAGCUCUGAUACUUGCACUCGUUGUCCGAUGGAGAUAAAUCUAUCCGAGAGUGAGGCCGGACAGUCUUGGACUUGCCGUGUGUACCUCUCUCGGAAGUACAUAUACGACGGCUCCAGGAAAAUAGGGAAGCCGAAGAAGUCGCAUCCACUGGGACCAUGGGUCUCUAUCGAUCCGGAAGAUGAGUUCUUCAUCACUAUCACCAACAAAGAUCAGAUUGAAGAAGUAAUCAAAUGGGCACAGCUUGCAAUCCUCAACCCAGGCAGACCAACAGCUCAUUACAUUCCGGGACAGAACUCAGAAACUAAUCCUCUUGAUUGUGAGGUGAAAUUUUCGCCCAACAUAGUAAGAUUGGAUAUCUCAGCACCAGGAUUUCCGAGCUUGUCUUUCUACGACCUGCCUGGUGUCAUCAACCAGGUCGAAUUCGAUGAGGAACGCUACCUCGUAAACCUCGUUGAAAACCUUGUGAAGGAUUACAUCAGCCAGGAUAACUGUAUAGUUCUCCUCACGAUUACCAUGACGGAUGAUGUGAUGAAUAGCAGUGCAGCCCGGAUAAUGAAUGACGUCCGUGGAGCGAAACAGAGAGCGCUCGGCGUUCUCACCAAGCCAGACCGGAUCCCUCCUGGAGAAGAACUCAGCCAAUGGAUUGAGAUCCUCGAAGGUGAUAAGUUUGCUUUGGGACACGAUUACUAUGUUGUUCGCAACAAUCCGGAUCCGUCGGUUGAGCAUUCGGUGGCUCGACAGCAGGAGGAUGCGUAUUUUAUGUCUGGACCAUGGUCAACGGAUCUUGCAGCGUACCGUGAGAGAUUUGGAACCCGGAGUCUACAGACCGCUUUGUCAAAACUUCUGUUUCAGCAAAUCCAGGGAUGUCUACCAGGCAUCAUCGACGAGAUUAACAAGAAGGCUACCCGUAUUGAUGAUGAGCUUUCGAAGCUCCCUGCUCCACCGUCGGCCAAUGUUCCAUACAUCUUGUGCGAAAAGCUGUAUGAAUUCAAGGAAUGCAUUCGCCAUCAAAUGGACGGGGGCUCCAGGGAGUACCCCCUGAAGAAGCUCUGGUACAACAUUGCAGAAGAUUUCAAGCUCUCCUUGGUUAAAACCCGCCCAACAGUGAAGGUACUGGCAGAGGCUGAUAAGCAAUCCAUUUCCGCUAGCCGUGAUGACGACUCAGAAUGCGAGCUUGUCCAAUGCUCACCCAAGAGGAAACUACCUGAAGAUCCAUCUGGCCCACCAUCCUCAACUGUGCGGGGAAGACCUAAGAAACCAUCAGGAUAUCAUACUACACACUUUGAGAAUUUUAUGACACCCGCGAAAGAAUUCACGUGGGAAGAAAUCCGGGAUAUCAACAAGGACUCGGCGAGUGCUGGAAUCCCACAGCAGAUUAAUCCCAAGGCCAUAGACUUUUUGAAUCAAGUGAGUGUCGUCCACUGGAAGCAGCCAAUGAUAGCCUUCAUCGAUACAAGCCAUCAACUUGUGAGAGACACACUCUUGCGCGAACUGAACAACGUUUUUAUCCAGUACAACCAGACUGGCCUGUUCAGAGAGCUUGAGAGAACGAUCAGAAGCUAUCUGAAGAAGCUUAGAGCUGAACACCUCGCUCAUGCUGAGGAGAUAUAUCAAAUCGAACAUGAGAAACCUUUCACAAUGGCGACUACUGCGCUUGAUCAGGCGACGGCUGCGGCCUAUACAAACCUGGAGUCGCGCCGCUUCGAUGCCAGAGCCAACCAUUACCUGAGCCUCUUCCACAAGCUCCCCAUUGGGGACCCACGAAGGGAGAACGAAAAGAAGAAGCUAGGGAAUGCCGAAUUGGGCGCAGAUAAGUUCACGCUGGAAGUCAAAAUGAUGGCUAUAACCCGAGGCUAUUACGAAAUCGCUAGCUCGAGAUUUGUCGACUCUGUUUGUCAAUCUAUAUACACAAAGCUCUUCUUCAGAUGCCACCAGAGCCUGGUCAAAGCGAUUGAGCACGGCCUAGGGAUUCAGGCGGAAAACGCUGUGGAGCGUUGUAACGAGCUCAUGUCCGAGGAUAUUGAACGCCAGCGUCGUCGACAGUACCUGGAGAAACAGAAAGAGAAGGUCAUGAAAGCGCAGGAAUGGUUGAACGAGGAGAACGGAACUGCCCACGAGCAAGACGAUCCCCUGAAUUUUGAGCGCGAAAUCAAGUCGCAACCCCACGAUUGGUGA
Aspergillus puulaauensis is the source of this 2547-nucleotide messenger RNA. RefSeq names its product putative dynamin GTPase. Bases 1 to 2547 code for a protein of 848 amino acids. The transcript has 3 exons. Gene Ontology annotation, cellular component: microtubule; cytoplasm; membrane. NCBI's taxonomy places the organism in Eukaryota, Fungi, Ascomycota, Eurotiomycetes, Eurotiales, Aspergillaceae. Gene Ontology annotation, molecular function: microtubule binding; GTP binding; GTPase activity. The record is from RefSeq and is a predicted model, not a curated record.